This is a messenger RNA of Acomys russatus (golden spiny mouse), 1000 nucleotides long. It is a transcript of the gene Mettl1, whose product is annotated as methyltransferase 1, tRNA methylguanosine. Lineage: Eukaryota; Metazoa; Chordata; Mammalia; Rodentia; Muridae. Gene Ontology annotation, biological process: RNA (guanine-N7)-methylation; tRNA methylation. Gene Ontology annotation, molecular function: tRNA (guanine(46)-N7)-methyltransferase activity. Gene Ontology annotation, cellular component: tRNA methyltransferase complex. The record is from RefSeq and is a predicted model, not a curated record.
AUGGGCGCCUGGUUCUUUAAGGGGCGGGGCCUGCUGGCAGCCCACGAGUGCGUCAUCAUCUUGCGCCCGAAGCCUCCACGUGGCUCGUGUGGCAUCAUGGCGGGAGCCGAGGCCCCCCAGCCGCAGAAGCGCUACUACAGGCAGCGCGCCCACUCUAACCCCAUGGCGGACCAUACGCUGCACUACCCUGUGAAGCCUGAGGAGAUGGACUGGGCUGAGCUUUACCCAGAGUUCUUUGCUCCGCUUACUCAAAACAAGAGCCAUGACGAUCCAAAGGAUGAAAAAGAAAAGCGAUCUGGGCCCCAGGUGGAAUUUGCAGACAUAGGCUGUGGCUAUGGUGGUUUGUUAGUGGCACUGUCACCGCUCUUUCCAGACACCCUGAUUCUGGGUCUGGAGAUUCGAGUGAAGGUAUCAGACUAUGUACAAGACAGGAUUCGGGCCCUACGCGCAACCCCUGGAGGCGGGUUCCAGAACAUUGCCUGUCUCCGCAGUAACGCCAUGAAGCACCUCCCUAAUUUCUUCCGCAAGGGCCAGCUGGCGAAGAUGUUCUUCCUGUUUCCCGACCCACAUUUUAAGCGAACGAAGCAUAAAUGGCGAGUCAUCAGCCCCACUCUUCUGGCCGAGUAUGCCUACGUGCUGAGAGUCGGGGGCCUGGUAUACACCGUCACCGAUGUGCUGGAACUGCACGACUGGAUGUGCACCCAUUUCGAAGAGCACCCACUGUUUGAACGUGUGCCUUUGGAAGAACUAAGUGAAGACCCCAUUGUGGGACAUCUAGGCACUUCAACUGAGGAAGGAAAGAAAGUUUUACGCAAUGGAGGAAAGAAUUUCCCAGCCAUCUUCCGAAGGAUACAGGAUCCUAUCCUCCAGGGAAUGACCCCCAAUCCCGCCCUGCCUUAGCCGGACCCCUCUCCUAGUGAUUGGGAAACAGACCAGCUUCCCAUCCCAGGCCUUCCCAGACUGGCGGGGCUGUGAGGCCACGAUCUCUCCAAGAAUUGGG